UGUCUCACUGCUGCUAGUCACAUGAUUCCCCUGAGUAAACUGUUGGUUGUCAACUGCCACUGCCCAACUGUCUUUUGGACGGUGGAGAGAGAGGGAGCGAGCGAGAGAGAUUGCCACAUCGGAUGCUAUAAAAGAAGACAAAUUUUGGAUAAAACGACAUAGAAUUACAAUAAAAGGAGAAGGAGAAGGAAGGCGAAGAUGAAGAAGAGGAAAAAGAGGAGUUUGACUCCAGAAGAGAGAGAACUUCCACAGGAUGAAAGUUUGAAGAAGAAAGAGAAGAAAGCCAAGAAGCAGGAUGCAGAAGAGAAGACCAACUACAGUCGAAAUAGGAAGAAAAGACACACUGAGAGUAAAAAAACAAUCCGUAUAGGGGAGAAGCCCCCUGAAGAUGGAAGGAAUAAAAGAAAAGCUAAGAAGAGAAAAGAAAGUCUCUCAGAUGCGACCAGUAAACCUGAGAGCAAGAAGAGAAGACAAGAAGAGAAAGAAGAAACAACUAAAAGUAAAAAGAAAACCGGCUUAGAAGAGAUGAAAAUUCCUCAGAGCAGCAGAAGAAGGAAGGAGCAGGACAAGAGGAAAAGACCAAGGAGCCCAGAAGAUCCAUUGGAAGGUGGAAGUGGAAGUGGAAGUGCACCGAAGAAAUCCCAUGUGGAUGAGAAAAGAGCAGCCCCCCUGGACAUACAGAGGUACAAAUUCCACCAAGAGCUAGGAGAAGGCACGUUUGGACAGGUGAUGUUGGCUUCAUAUACACCAAAGAAACAACUUGUGGCAAUGAAGACGGUGCCCAAACAACCCAGCAAGGGCAACUAUACCUGCAUCAUGAAGGAGGCCCGACUCUUGAAGAUCGCCAGAGGAUGUCCCUUUCUGUGCCAUUCUCAUGCCACGUUCCAGUCUGAGCUGCAUGCCUUCUUCGUGCUCGAGUAUGCCGGCGGGGGAACACUGCACAAAGUUAUGGCAGACCAAGGGAAUCUGUCAAUGAAGAACAUCCAAUUCUACACUGCAGAGAUGGUGAUAGCCCUACAGUUCCUUCACUCCAAUGGCAUCAUUCACCGUGAUCUGAAGCCUGAAAACAUCUUGGUGGAUAACAACGGGCACAUCAAGAUCUGUGACUUCGGCCUUGCUGUUGAAGGAAUGUUCGGCGGAAAGAAGAUCAGCGGAUUGACAGGAACACCUGGAUACCGUGCGCCGGAGGUUUUGUCAUUGGAGAAGUACGAUGCUGCAGUGGACUGGUGGUCAUUCGGGGUCAUCAUGUACGAAAUGGCCACCGGCAGACAGCCAUUUGCCCCAUCACUGGUUUCUGCACAGGAGUUGUUUGAGAUUAAGGAGAGGAAGCUUGAAUACCCGCGUCACAUGAGCCAGGAAAUGCUGGACCUUCUGCCAAAGCUACUGGAGAUGAAAAAGAGCAAACGCUUAGGAGUAAAUGGCAACAUCAGGAAGCACUCAUUCUAUGCCAGAAUCAACUGGAGUGAGCUGGAAAACAGAAAAAUAAAGGCACCUUUCCAGCCCAAAAUUCCACCAGCAGAUAAGUUACCAGUCAUACAUCCAGGAUUCUGCGCUGAGACAUCUAAGAGAGCUAAUGUGGAAGGCUUCUCCGAUGUGGAUUCCAACUGGAAAUGGCAGGAGUAAAGUGUUUUCUGUGCUCAUGUGGACUAAUCUCAAACUGCCUGUACAGCAAGUGAUGACGGCAACGUACCAUCCAUGGCCAAUUCCAUCAAUGAACAUCAGAUCUGCCGUCUACUGUCUACUGCAAGUGUACAAGUGUCUGUCUGUACAGCCAACUUCACCAACACCACAUGGGAUCCUUGACAGAAAGUAGAAAGAACUUGAGGCAUAGUGCACACAAUACAUCACAGGAGGCCCCACCAGAAGAAAGGAAUAGCUGCAAUCCGGACUUUCUAAAUGGACUUUCUCACAGACCCUUGGAUAAGGGUAAAAAUGUAUACUGAACAUAUAGUGCACUUAUGGUAAUCCAGUGCACUGUUAAUUAACAACGUUCAGUAUACUUCAGUUUCUUUAUAUAAGGUAAGGUUUAGGGGUAAGUAUAGCAUUAAGUAAGUUUACUUCCUUUUCUAACUUCCAUCCCAUUGUUUUACUGUUUACUUAUAGAUAGGAUGUUAUAUAGAAAUAGAAAUGUUAGGAUUCCUUCUCAUCUUUACUCCUGUCCCAUUCUUUUCUUUUACCAUUUUCAUUUCUCAUUUUCCUCUUUUCCUCUUUUUCAACUUUAAUAUACUGUAAGUUAAGGUAAAAAAAGGGUGGGUGGGUGGUAUGUUAUAUUGGAAUAGGAAUGUUACAAUUGUUUCUUUCUCUUCUUUUAUGCUCUCCUGUCUUUUCCCUGUAGUUUGUAGCACAUACUGUAAAUUAAAUGUAAAGUUUAUGGGUAAAAGUAUACAGGAUAUGGCAGUGGUUAUGUGGGAUAAGGGAUAUAUGUAUAUAAAUAUGGGUACUAUAAGGGUUAUAGUAAAGGGAUAUGGAAAUAGUGAUGUUGAAUAAGGUAUAUAUGUAUAUAAUUAUGGAAUAUAAUAAUGGGAUAUGGGUACUAAAAGGGUUGUAGUAAAGGGAUAUGGGAAUAGUGAUGUUGAAUAAGGUAUAUAUGUAUAUAAUUAUGGGAUAUAAUUAUGGGAUAUGGGUACUAAAAGGGUUAUAGUAAAGGGAUAUGGGUACUAAAAGGGUUAUAGUAAAGGGAUAUGGGAAUAGUGAUGUUGAAUAAGGUAUAUAUGUAUAUAAUUAUGGAAUAUAAUAAUGGGAUAUGGGUACUAAAAGGGUUGUAGUAAAGGGAUAUGGGAAUAGUGAUGUUGAAUAAGGGAUAUAUGUAUAUAAUUAUGGGAUAUUGGUACUAUAAGGGUUAUAGUAAAGGGAAUGGGAUUAGCUAAAUGGGAUAAGGAAUAUGCCAUAUCCUGAUAGAAAUUUGCAGCAAAUCAUAACAGUAAAUUAACUGCUGAAGAAACACCACUUUCAGCCUGUUUACACUGUGAUUUGCUGCAAUAAGUAUGAAAGGUAUGAAGUGGUGUGUGAAUGUAAUUAGGGAUCCCCAUUGCACCAAUGUAGAAGAUGAACAGAGCGCACCUUCUGAUUGGCUGCAAGUUUAAUUUAGUUCACCAUAAAAAUGUAGAAAAAUCUGAUGAGGCCGUCCGUAUGCUUGUGCCUCUUUGACCCAAUAGGAGGGAGUAAUAUUGCAGCAGAUAGAGCUGCAGCUUGUAGGCCCCUUUUAAAAAGAAAAAUAAGCCCAUUAGAGUUGUGAAUGUGAAAGUGUAAAGUUUUAGGAUCAAAGGAAUAAGAAUAGACUAGGCAGAGCUGUAGGUCCCUAAAUGCUGCCUAGCCACAACUCCCUCCUUCCCCUCCCCACCAUGAAUCAUAUAUAAGUCAAGAUAAAUAGGCCCAUAAUAAUCCUCAUCCCCCAUAACCAGGCCUUUUAGAUAAUAAAGGCUGCUGGUAUUAAUAGUCAGUAGAAAGUUGAUCCAGGGACUGGUCCGAUUGCCGUUUUGGAGUCAGGAAGGAAUUUUCCCCCCAUCUGAAGCAAAUUAGAGAUGGCUGAAGAUGGGGUUUUUUGCCUUCCUCUGGAUCAUCUAUAAUAAACCUGACGGACACGCUCACCCUCAAUUACUGAGUAACGGUGUCCUUAAUUCAUUGAUAGGGUCCAUCAAAUUCUUACUGAAUAGGGAAGUACUAGGGGAAUUAUAUUGUUAGCAAAGCAGUGGGGAGUGGAAUUCCAGUCUCACUGACCAUGGGAUUUGCCACAGGGACAGAGAAAAUAGUGAGUGAAUGAGUGAGAGCAUGUGGGUGUGCGGAAGUGUGUGUUGUUGUAGAUUAUUCAUUGUGGAACUUUUGUUCCUUGCAUCUCCCAGUCUGAUCUGAGGAGGAGGGGUCCCAUGACGGCUUAUAUCAGCCGGUAUCUGGCCAGAUAGGGAACUAUUGCAGCAAGUCAUCGGGUGAGCCAUUUGCUGCAAUAGGUGUGUGAAUGGA
Molecule: messenger RNA, 3957 nt
Organism: Xenopus laevis (African clawed frog)
Lineage: Eukaryota; Metazoa; Chordata; Amphibia; Anura; Pipidae
Product: protein kinase C delta type
Exons: 10
Coding region: 199-1623 (474 amino acids)
Source: RefSeq, a predicted model, not a curated record